AUGAGUUACCUAUUGAUUUUGAUCCUUCUGAGGCUCCUGCCUGUGACAGAGCAGACCAGUGAUGUUCUCCCGAAAGAGACCAGACCAGCUGGAUUUUCAGUCCCUGGAAACUUCAUCAUUGGAGGGCUUUUCCCCAUCCACAAAGGUGUGGAGAAACCCACCCACCUGAAUCAACCACAAGAUUCCACCUGUAUUGGUUUCAGCACGGCUGGUGUGAGCCAGUCACUGGCCAUGAUCCACGCUGUAGAGACGGUGAAUAACUCUCCGUUACUGGCCCGUCUAGGGGUUACCCUGGGCUACAAGAUCCAUGACACAUGUUCAGAUGUUACGACUGCUCUGAGAGCCACUGAAGACUUCACACAGGAUGACUGCUCUUCCACAAUGGACUUUACCAACAUGGAUAAAUGUUCACAGCGCAGCACAGCUGUAAUCGGUGCAUAUCACUCCGAAAUGUCCAUCGCAGUGGCCAGAGAGCUAAACUUGGAGCUAAUUCCACAGGUCAGUUAUGCAUCCACAGCUGAUAUUCUGAGUGAUAAGAGUCGUUUCCCAGCCUUCUCUCGGACUGUCCCUAGUGACAUGCAUCAGACCAGUGCUAUGGUCAAGCUUCUCCAAGAAAAUAAAUGGACAUGGGUUGGAGUGGUCACCACAGACGGAGAUUAUGGCCGGUCAGCUUUGGACAGCUUUUUGUCUCAGGCUUUUCAGGCUGGAAUCUGUGUGGCCUUCAAAGAAAUCUUCCCUGAUUCUGUGACCAACACCAAGAAACUUCAAUUUGCAGUCAGCCGGAUAAUUCAGACUUUACACACCAACACUAAGGUCAGGGUGGUGGUUUCGUUCGCCAAACCAGAGCACAUGAGUCGCCUCUUCAGAGGACUGCUGGACCAGAGUGAUACUAACCGGAGGCUGUGGGUGGCCAGUGACAAUUGGUCGACUUCUCCAAAAGUGGUCACUCAUGAGGAACUUAACCUCAUUGGCUGGGUUGUAGGAUUUUCCUUUGAGAGCAGAGACAUCACACCUUUUAAGGAGUUUCUGAAGAAUUUAGAGUUUGACAGUGUGGCUCAGAAGAACAACAGCUUGCUCAAAGAGUUUUACUCCACUUUUAUGAACAACAACAACGAGCAGGUUUUCAUGAUGGAAAAUCUGAUAACCAGCACAGAUGCAGGUAAGUGUAAUGUCUUCAGCAUUCAGAUGGCUGUGAAUGCGAUUGCUCAAGCUGUGGCUAAAUUAUGCAGCAACAGGAACUGUACUACUCCAGGGGCCAUCCAACCAUGGGAGCUACUGCCUGAACUGAGGAAUAGUACUUAUGAGAUGAAUGGUACAUCAUACACAUUUGAUGAAAACGGAGAUGUCAAUCUGGGUUAUCAGAUUUCUCUGUGGAGCACGAUUGGACAAAGUGUUCAGACGUUAAACGUAGUGUCUAUGUAUCAUCAGCAAAACUCCAGCUUGACCUCCACCAACCUAAAACUAAGCGUGACAUCAAAGUGCUCAAACAGCUGCAACCCAGGGCAGUUUAAGAAAAGUGCUGAAGGUCAGCACACCUGCUGCUAUGACUGCAUUGAAUGUGCUGAGAAUCAGUACUCCAACAGCACAGACAUGGAUCAGUGCUAUAGCUGCGACAAUAUUUUGGAGUGGGCAGAGCCUGGAAGUUCAACCUGUAAGCCAAAGACUCCGGAGUUUUUCGCCUGGAAUGACGGCUUUGCCAUGUUUCUGUUGUCUCUGGCCGCUCUGGGUGUCCUUGUGGUUUUCCUGGUGUCGUUUCUCUUCCUGUGGCACCGCGACUCUCCUGUAGUGAAGGCAGCUGGUGGGCCACUCUGCCAGCUCAUCCUUUUCUCUCUAGUGGGAAGCUUCGUAAGCUCUGUUUUCUUCGUAGGGAAGCCGAUGGACAUCCAGUGCAAAGUGAGGCAGGUGCUUUACAGCUUGAGCUUCACUCUGUGUGUGUCCUGCAUCCUGGUGAAGUCUCUGAAGAUCCUACUAGCUUUCCAGAUGAAGCCGCUUAGCCGACUUUACAAACCAUACAUUAUUGUCUGUUUCUGUGUUUUGGUGCAAGGAGCUAACUGUACUUGGUGGCUAAUUCUGUUCAGUCCUCACAAAACCUCAGUAAUCAACACCAGUAGCAUCCUUGAAGAGUGUCGUGAAGGCUCUUAUGUGGCGUUUGGCGCAGUUUUUGGUUACAUAGCUCUGUUGGCAUUAGUCUGCUUCAUCUUUGCCUUCAAAGGCCGAAAGCUUCCGGAGAAAUACAACGAGGCGAAGUUCAUCACUUUCGGCAUGCUUGUCUACCUCAUGGCCUGGGUCAUCUUCAUACCAAUCUAUGUCACAACUGCUGGAAAAUAUCUCCCAGCCGUGGAGAUGGUGGUCAUACUUAUCUCCAAUUAUGCUAUCCUGUGCUGCCAUUUCUUCCCAAAGUGCUACGCCAUCAUCUUUAGGAGGAUGUAUAACACCAGGGCCGAUUUCAUGAGGAAUGUGUAUGAGUAUUCAACAAAGGGUGCUGGUAGCUUGGGAGACUUGAUUCUACCUGAAGUAUAUAAGAGUGCAGAAAACCUCUACACGAUAUCAAAACUGCCCCACCUUUUUCCUGGAAAAACAGAGUUUAAACAGAGACAGCAACCUACAGCCCCACCUGCCAUAACUCAAGAAAAGCCCAGGCUCAGUCUCAAAAGAACAUUAAGUAUUUGAAAACCUCAGAGACUUAGUCAUCAUACACUGUCCAUCAAAAGUUUUGAAAUACCUACCUUGUUUUUGAAUGAGAUUUACAUAGUUUUGCACUUGAUGUGGCUGAUCAACGCAUGUUUGGUGAUCAAAUGUUGCUUUUUUUUAGUGUAGUACUGAAGCUGUGAGGCCAAUAUUGCUAACAAUCACUGCAAUGAAUAUAGUCCAUAGUAUAGUCACCCAAAUCUUUUCUCGGCCUUCAUUCUUUUUAUAAAUGACUCUAAAUACUGAAUUUUUUAACUGAAGACAUGUAUAAAAUGAUAAAACAACAGAAAUUACAAAUGCAUUCUAUAGUCUAUAUCCAUGUGUGAUGUUCAAGAACAUGAGUUAGAAUUUAGAAUUGUCUAAAUUGGCUGACCACUGCUUUCGGCUACACUUUGAAGUUUUGCUUAUUUAUAUUUCUCACAGUAAGUCAUACUGUGUCCAAAAUCUUAUUAAUAAAUCAACACAACCUUAACAAAGGCCUGGGUGAAGUUUAAGCAGUUUGAGAGAAGUUUUGGGGAUGUUUGUAUGGAAAAGAUUUGGGUGACUAUUGAAUUUUAAUGCUUGUUGGCAAAGUAAGCCUCAUAGCUCCAGUGCUAAACCAAAGCAGCAAAAUUUAGACACCAAAAAUGUCUUGGUUGACUGACUAAAUACGACGGAAAUGGAAAAAUGUGUAAAUGAGUGGAAAGACACUGAUGAACAGAAAGUUAACAAUACUCAAAAAUGCAGUGUACUGUUUUUAAUGUCUAAACAUUAUUAGGUUAUUAUUGUGUACUGCAUCAUAUAUUGUACUUUUCAUAUUGAAAUUCUGAUCAUUCAUCUGACCCAUGAUCCAGUUAAAAAGUAAAAGUUAAAACUAAAAACUUUGCAUAUCGCUGUUGCCAGGAGAAAACAUCGUAUAUCCAUUAUUGACGUUUUUUCAGUUUUUGACAUGAAUUCAA
This is a messenger RNA of Pygocentrus nattereri (red-bellied piranha), 3626 nucleotides long. It is a transcript of the gene gprc6a, whose product is annotated as G protein-coupled receptor, class C, group 6, member A. Gene Ontology annotation, molecular function: G protein-coupled receptor activity. NCBI's taxonomy places the organism in Eukaryota, Metazoa, Chordata, Actinopteri, Characiformes, Serrasalmidae. The record is from RefSeq and is a predicted model, not a curated record. Gene Ontology annotation, biological process: G protein-coupled receptor signaling pathway. Gene Ontology annotation, cellular component: membrane. Bases 1 to 2670 code for a protein of 889 amino acids. The transcript has 8 exons.